AUGAUCGAAGACAUUAGCGCCAGAGACCGUCACCGCCACCUACUGUCCAUCAUGAACUCCUCCGAGGACUUUGUCAUUGAGCCCGCGGCCAUCAAGGAGCUGCAGCUCAUCGAGGCAUCCCUCAGCGAUGUCGACACUGAGAUCACGGCCAAGCAGUACCUGAUGGCCAAGGACAUCCUGGCCGCACGUCAGAACACAAUCUCCAAGAUCCCCGGCUUCUGGGCCGUCGUCUUCGACCACGCUAGCAGCGAGCUCGAGGCCGCCAUCACCGGUGUUGACCUGGAGGUCUUUGCCAACGCCCUGAAGGGUGUCGAGGUCGGCCGCCCCGAGAUCCCCGCCUCUGCUUCCGUCAGCGACGUCGGCCUGGACAAGUUUGGCGAGCCUCGCAGCGUCACCAUCCGCUUCCACUUCGGCGAGAACAAGUGGUUCUCCGACUCGCUGCUCGAGAAGACCUUCUGGUACCGCUACGGCAAGGACGGCUCCGCAGGCCUGGUCUCUGACCCCGUGCGUGUCAACUGGAAGCAGGGCCAGGAUUUGACCGAGGGUCUGACGGACGCCGCCUACGCCUUCUGGGCCGCCCAGAAGCAGAACCCCGCCCAGCAGCUCGACGGCAUCGUCACCGGUGACGCCCGCAAGAGCCGUGACGCUGCCGCGCGUGAGAUGCCCGAGUACAAGGCGCUCGCCGAAAGACUCGAGGCUGCCACCAACGGCGCCGUCUCCUUCUUCAACUUCUUCAGCUACCGUGGCAGGUGGACCAGCGCCGCCGAGAGCGUUGAGGCCAAGGCGGAGCUGCUGGCCAAGAGACAGGCUGCGCUGAGCGGUAACGCCCAGGAUUCGGACGACGAGGAUGACGAGGACGAAGACUUUCCCGAAGAGGAUGUGGAAACGUUCCCCGCCGGUCACGAGGUCGCAGUGUCCAUUGCGGAGGAUAUCUGGCCCUCGGCAAUCGAUUAUUUCAUGGCGGAUACAAUUGACUCGGAUUCAGAAUUAGACGGGCUUCAAGUGGACGACAGUGACGAGGAUGACGACGACGUGGAAAUGUCGUAG
Molecule: messenger RNA, 1047 nt
Organism: Diaporthe amygdali
Lineage: Eukaryota; Fungi; Ascomycota; Sordariomycetes; Diaporthales; Diaporthaceae
Product: nap family protein
Exons: 1
Coding region: 1-1047 (348 amino acids)
Biological process (GO): nucleosome assembly
Cellular component (GO): nucleus; chromatin
Molecular function (GO): chromatin binding; histone binding
Source: RefSeq, a predicted model, not a curated record